GGCCCUGUGAGGUUGCACAGGGUAAGUGGCGUUGGCCAGGAGGCAGCGGCGCAGGGAGGGGAAAGGAAAGAGGAUUUGGGCUAGGGGCGGGGCCUGCGGCGCAGCGUGGCUCCUGAUUGCUGGAGCGCGGCUGCCAAUCUCGCGGUAUCGCUCGCUUAACCAGUGCGCUGGCGAGACGCGCUCAGAUAUACUGAGCGAGCCCGGAGAAGCAGCCUCAGAUCCUGACGGUGCAGCAGCCCGCAGCCUCAGCCCGGGAGUCCCAGCCGCUUUCAAUGGAGGAGAAGUCCGGCCAGCCACAGCCUCAGCACCAUCACAGCCACCACCAUCCGCACCAUCACCCCCAGCAGCAGCCGCCGCAGCCGCAGCCGCACCACCACCACCCUUAUUAUUUCUACAACCACAGCCACAACCACCACCAUCACCACCAUCACCAGCAGCCUCACCAGUACCUGCAGCAUGGAGCCGAGGGCAGCCCCAAGGCCCAGCCAAAGCCGCUGAAACAUGAGCAGAAACACGCCCUCCAGCAGCACCAGGAAACGCCGAAGAAGAAAACAGGCUAUAGCGAACUGAAUGGUAAUGCUGGAGACAAAGAAAUAACUUUAAAGAGCCUGAGUUCUGAAGAAUCUACCAACCCUAUUUCUAGGGUCCUCAAUGGCAACCAACAGGUUGUAGACACUAACCUGAAGCAGACUGUAAAGACCAGCACUUUUGGGAAAGCAGGAAUUAAAACCCGGAAUUUUAUUCAGAAAACCAGUAUGGACAAAAAGAAUGGAAAAUCUUACGAAAAUAAAUCUGGAGAGAGCCAGUCUGUAGACAAGACUGAUACUGUAGCUAUUCCAAAUGGUGUUGUAACAAAUAAUUCUGGCUAUAUUACUAAUGGUUUUAUGGGCAAAGGAGCAGAUAAUGAUGGUAGUGGAUCUGAGAGUGGAUAUACUACUCCUAAAAAAAGGAAAGCUAGGCGCAAUAGUGCCAAGGGUUGUGAAAACCUUAAUUUAGUGCAGGACAAAAUAAUGCAAGAGGCCAGCAUCCCAACCUUAAAACAGGGACUUGAAACUUUCAAGCCUGAUUGCAGUGAGCAAAAGGGAAAUCGAGUAGAUGGUUCAAAGCCCAUUUGGAAGUAUGAAACUGGGCCUGGUGGGACAAGUAGAGGAAAACCUGCUAUGGGUGAUAUGCUACGGAAAAGCUCUGAUAUUAAACCUGGUGUGAGCAGCAAAAAGUUUGAUGAUCGGCCCAAAGGAAAGCAUGCUUCUGUUACCUCCAAAGAGGACUCAUGGACCCUGUUUAAACCACCUCCAGUUUUUCCAGUGGACAAUAGCAGUGCUAAAAUAGUUCCUAAAAUAAGUUAUGCAAGCAAAGUUAAAGAAAACCUCAACAAAACAGUACAAAACUCUUCUGUGUCACCUUCAUCUUCAUCCUCUUCAUCAUCUACUGGGGAAACUCAGACCCAAUCUUCAAGUCGGUUGUCCCAGGUUCCUAUGUCAGCGCUGAAAUCUGUUACUUCGGCCAGUUUUUCUAAUGGGCCUGUUUUAGCAGGGACUGAUGCAAGUGUGUAUUCUCCAGAGGGUCAGCCACUGCUAACUACUGCUGCUAAUACUCUAACACCCAUCUCUUCUGGAACUGAUUCAGUUCUCCAGGACAUGAGUUUGACAUCAGCAGCUGUUGAACAAAUUAAGUCUAGCCUUUUUAUCUACCCUUCAAAUAUGCAAACUGUGCUGUUAAGCAGCGCACAAGUGGAUCUGCCCUCACAAACAGAUCAGCAAAACCUGGGAGAUAUCUUCCAGAAUCAGUGGGGUUUAUCAUUUAUAAAUGAACCCAGUGCUGGCCCUGAGACUGUUAUUGGGAAGUCAUCUGAUCAUAAAGUAAUGGAGGUGACAUUUCAAGGGGAAUAUCCUGCCACUUUGGUUUCACAGGGUGCUGCUGAAAUAAUUCCCUCAGGAACUGAGCAUCCUGUGUUUCCCAAGGCAUAUGAGUUGGAAAAACGGACUAGUUCUCAAGUUCUGGGUAGCAUUCUAAAAUCUGGGACUACUAGUGAGAGUGGAGCCUUAUCCUUGGAACCCAGUCAUAUAGGUGACCUGCAGAAAGCAGACACCGGUAGUCAAGGUGCUUUAGUGUUUCUCUCAAAGGACUACGAGAUAGAAAAUCAAAAUCCUCUGGCCUCUCCUACGAACAUUUUGUUAGGCUCCUCCAAAGAACAAAGAUACCAGAGAGGCCUAGAAAGAAGUGAUAGCUGGGGUUCUUUUGACCUGAGGGCUGCUAUUGUAUAUCACACUAAAGAAAUGGAAUCUGUUUGGAAUUUGCAGAAGCAAGAUCCCGAAAGGAUAAUCACAUACAAUGAAGCCAUGGAUAGUCCAGAUCAAUGAAGGACCAGACUGCCUAUUUUUAACCUUUCUGCAGCAUUAGAGCCACCACCGUUCAUGGGGGACACAAGGCUUUUAUGCUCCUAGAUCUUCAACGCAGCAGAGGAACCAUAAGUAGAAUCACAGGAUAAUAUAUACAAAUAUAUAUAUAUACAUAUACAUAUAUAUAUAUAUAGUUAUUUAAAAAAAAGGCAACUGAAAGUAAUUAGACUUCUUAAGGAAUCAAAUUUAUUUCAAGAGACUACACAUGGUUAUUUAAUCUCCGGUACUGAAUAGUUUUUUUUUUCUUUUUUGUUAGUUUUUACUUUUUAAGUGUGAAUGCAAGUGAUUAAUGAAUACAGACUAAAGCGUGGUUCUAAAGUUCCUGCUGUCAUCAUCUUGGGCAACAAUGACCCACUGGAAAGGCAAAUCCACUUAAAAGAUUUCUGUAUCUUGUUCUGUGACUAAAGUGAUACACUAAUCACUGAGAACCCAAAACGAUUCUACAUUUCCCCUUUCUCCCACUCUUCCUUUGAUCUUUUGGUUUUACUUUGAGCCCUGCAAGAAUGCUGGAUAAAUGCGUUGAAGUUUGCAGGGGGGUAGGGGUUGGUUUUUGUUUGUUUGGUUGGUUGUUUUUUGUUUUUUGUUUUUUGUUUUUUUUUAGUGGGUAUGAUUUGCAUGUCUUGCCAGAAGUUAAGCAGCCUCUUUGGAUGUUGGGGAAGUUAUUUUCUUUAUUUUUUGGUUGGGAUUUUUUUUUUUUUUUUUUUUUUUUUUUUGGUCUUUAGUUUUUGUUUUUGGUGGGAUGGGGAUAAUGGAGGGAAAUGAAGUUCUACAGUUCUGGGAUGGUUGGUGAUACAUAGUUCACUUGGCUUCGAUUUUAGAUUGGACUUAUAAUUGAAGAGUCCAUGGGUGUCAUUUAAAGAGAAAUUACAGAACAAGCAAUUGGCUCUAGGCAUUUAAUACAGAAAAAUAACUCUGUGCCCAUAUUUUAAUGUAAUUGUGUAAGUGGGAGCAAAAACAUUCUGCUUUUCAACUGUAGGUGCUCCAGAGUUGCUCUGUCACUAACACUAACUGUGCUGUUUUCCCUUGUUUUCAUCAAAAUUCUAAAGAGAAACUUCUGUACCUUUUUGUAGAUUCUCUUUAAUUUUUCAGAUAUAUAAAGAAAAGUCCAUGAAAACUAUAAAACUUCAUGUUUUUAGCCAGUGAGAUCAUAAACCCUGCCUAUAGAAGGUGUGUUUUCAUGCAAGCUAUACUUCUGAGCUUAUUAGCUUCUAAUUAUAUCUUAAUAAAUAUAUUUUAUUACUAGAGCAAAAUGGGUUUUUAAAGGAAAAUAAUGUGAAAUUCUGGAAAUUUUCUUUUGGGCAGAGAAGAGCAUUAGCCCUGUCUUAUCAUCACAUUGCCAUCCUGUUGCACUGCAGCUUGUAUAUAGCAUGCUAAAAUAAAUUUUUUUGUGUGUGUGCAGAACUAAGGGUCCAAUUUAAGAUUAGGUGAUGUUAGUGGCAUAAAAACAAGUUCUCUGGCCUGACAUAGCAUCACAUCACACACAGAAAUUAGUAUAUCCAUGUAUGUCAAAUACAGGUUAAAGUAGCAGGGCAUUUAUAGAGAGAGGUGUAGUCUUCUAAUAAAAGUAGACUCACUCCCCUAGGCAUUUGGGGAGAAGGUAGCUACUUUUGCUCUACCCCUUUGCUUAAGAAAUGUCCAGUUUUGAGUGACUGUAGUAUGGAUGAGUUUUUCUUGUUUUGUUAUUUGAGGCUUUUAACAAAUGGUUUGUGAAAGGAAGCUAUUGGAUUCAAUUUAGAGUAGAGAAAUAUCUUUAUAGUCUGGAUUUCUGCCCUGCUUAGAUUUUAAAAGUAUAAGCAUGGAUUGCCAAUUCCACUUGAUGUAAACAAAACUUUUUAUACAUAAUAUAUAUAUAUAAAUAUAUAUAUAAAAUAACUUAUUGUAUCAGUCCAGGUUCAGAAACUUGUGGUAGGCCAGUUCCAGAUAGUUUCAUUUCACCUGUAAACUGUAUCACUUUUACUGAUAUUGUAAUUUUCAAAUGUAUAAUAUGUUUACAGAUGUGCCCUGCAUUUAGUCUGCCUUGUUCCUAUUUUGAUUUUUGUUGAGUCUCCUGCCUGCUUGCCAAAAGCUAGGAUGCUUCAGGCCCAUGUACAAUUGAAAGCAGAGGCAUCCUUGAGCUUUAAAGCAUUGAACAAACUGGAAAAUGCAGCAUACCACAUACUGAAGUGAAAAGAAGUCUGUGUUUUGUGUUUUUUUUUUUUUUAAUAAAAAUUUUUAAAAAGUGAAAAAAAAAGAUAAGGUUGAUUAAAGGGGAAAAAAAGGCUCCAGUUUGUUUUAUAGGUUUUAAAGUUCUGCUGUGUGUUCAAUUGCCUUGUGUAACCACUUGUCGCCUUAGGGCCAGAUAAUCCCCCACUCCCCCUCCUUUUUCAAAAUACUCAUUUUGCUUGCCUGGGAUUUUAAAGCUCUUCUGUCUCACAACUCACAAGAAACUUUCUGGGUUUGUGAUAUACAGAGGUUGAACGAAUAUAUUUGAAGAGAGGAAAAAAUGUUAGACUGCUCCCUGCCACCCCACCCCUCCAAUUGGGCUUUUUAAUUUAAAUAUAUAUCUUUAGAAAGCUAUCAUUGCUUUCAUACUUCCUUUCCAUAUUCCUCAGGCCUCCAUGUUUAGAGAAGCCAAAAAGAGAAUGUAUUCCUUCUCUGUUUGUCCAAAGGUUUUUAAGAGUCUCACUUCUAAAUGAAACAAUACAACAUUUCACUUUGAUUUCUCCACUGAAAUUUCCUUAAUUACAUGGUUAGAGGUAUGUUAUAGUUAGGAAUGUCUCAACCUUCUGGGAACCCCAUCAGAUUAACUGUCAGUAUUUUUUGGGCAUUGGGUUAAUAGACUUAAUUGCCUACAAACAAGCAGGACUUUGGGAAAAGUCUCCUUUGUGCUGUUUGGUAACACUUAAUUCUCUACUUGUCGCAAUCUUUCUCCUUAGGUCCUCACACAAUUCCUUACAGAGCACUUAUUAAAAAUGAAUCUUAAGAGUUGAUCUGUUUUCUGAUUAUUUUUGUGUAAGCUUCUAAACAUACUUCAGCUGUGAUUAAUUUAGCACAUUUAAAUAACAAUGUGUUUGGUAUAAAUAAUUUUUCUUCAGCUCAGAGUAUUAGUACUGUAGCAUAAACCAAAUACAGUCUAGAGGGUUUUUUUAACAUCCCUCCAUUAUAAAGACUGAAAAAGGUGUGUCCGUGUGUUUUGUUGAGUGCUUAUGUGUGUGUGAGGGGAAGAGGGAGGGAGAUAUUAAAAAUUAAUAAGUGAAUGUGUGUAAGACAUUAGUAUUCAGAAUGAACUUAUAUUUAUUUUGUGCCAUUUGUUUUCAUUACACAACAAAGUCAGGUGGUUUUAAUCCUUAAAAUGGUAGUAUUUGAAAAAUGGCUCUAAGAAUGAAAUUAUGACCUAUUUUUUUAAUAUCUAUGGAGAUACUAAUUAUGGGUGAAAAUUUCUUUUUAAAUGUCUUGAUUGUAGGUUUUUGUAUCACAUGUCACUUGUAGAUGUCUUGAAUAAUUCUCUCUCCCCACAAAAGACAGGGUGUAUUUAUCUUUCUCUUUAUUCAUCCCCUACUUUGCUGAACUGAAGUUAAUUGCAUAACCUUUCCUCUGAUGACCUUAGUAAUGAACUUUCACAUAAAGUGUUUUUACAGCAUCUGUAGUAGCUCUUCCUCUCUACUUUUUAGGAGAGAAUAGAAAAUAAGUAGAAAUUUGUUGAUACAUGUUUUAUUAUUUCUUGAAAUAAAUGGCUAGAGAGGUUCUCUCCCAUUUUAUUAGAUUGUGCUUGGUCUCCUUACUCAUCUGCUUCUUCAUUACAGAAUCAGUACUUUAUAAAGAAAAAAGUGCUGUUUUUAUUAAGUAACAUUCUAGGGGAAAUAUGAUAAACCUUAAUAGUGUUUUCCACAAUAGAAAAUGUCUUUCACCAAAACAUUACAUAGUAGUGAUAGUGUCAUACUUGGUUGUUAGGCUUGUUGCUUAAUAAUCACAAGCAUCUAAUGGUUUAUUUUGCUAUAAACUUGUAAACAAAAAGUCAUUUAGUAUGAAAUCAUAUGUCAGAUACCAAAAGACUAUAGGAAAGAAAAGAUGGAAGAGAACUUUACUUUCACAAAAUAACAAGAAAAAAUCUUUGUAGACUUUUCAGAAAAAUGAAUUAGAAUUCCAAUUUCCAAGGAUUAUGAGAAUAAGUGCCGUAUCGGCAUACAAUACAAUCCUCUCACCUAUGCUAACUGCAAAACAUUAAAGUAUGACAUAAGUAUCUUGUACAGUGGUUUUUAUGAUCAGGUUUGUUGCUAUGUCAGGUUUCAGACAGGGCAGUGUCUUCAUAGUCUAACUCAUAACAUUUUUUAAAGGGCAGUCUCCAUUGGUAUGUGUUAAAAGUGAAGGGGCAGAACAAGAAGUAAUAUAGCCACUCGUAAGUUUGCAGAACACUGAAGUUAUCAUUAGUUUUAAUAUUUUUAUUACUAAUGAAUUAAACAGAGCACCAGGAUUUUUUUGUGGUGAAAAAGAUCUUAAAAUGUUUCUUUUAAAUCUGUCACUCUGUUUAAAUUGUGGGAGAAUCAGGACCACCCUGAGUUGGUUUGAAGGAUGAUGGAUCAGAGGCAAUGCUUUACUGAGUUUAAAAUUUCAUACUUACUGUCUUGCCACUCAAAAAGAUUUUAUGACUUAAUCUGCAUAAUAAAAACCCAUUGAAGUACUAAGGAAAUAUAUUGCUUUUGCGUUAUUGGGAAUGUCACAUAGCAUUUAUUGGACUAAAACUAUACUCACAGAUGAUGGGGUUUCUAAAUUAGACUUGUCUGUAUUUUAUGUCCAGCAUUCUAAAGCCAUUUUUUUUGGUUACUGCAGUAUCCCUUUUCUCCAGCCUUCUUAAAAUAACAAGCAUUUACCGAUUCAGUUUUACUUUCAAUGUGUAUGAGUUUUACCGUGCAGACACUGAACCAACUUGAGGUAAAUUAGAUAAAAGUUUUCUAUAGACUUUCCCUCAGGUGCUAAAAAAGGCUCUGAAGAUGGAUACUGUGUUGAUGUUUGCUUUAUUCUUAAAAUAUUUAUUUUGCUAGAUGUAAAGGUUCAGUGUUAACAAAUGGUUUUAAUAUGUAAAUAUGAAUGAAUGCCUUUAGUUUGCCCCUCUGUGUAUUACAGGUCUGUUUCAUAAAUCCUCCAUGGAAGAGGAUCCUUUCAUGAUCUUGAAUUUAUUUCAUUAGCUGUUGCUUUUUUAAAUGAAAAUACAACUUUUCUGUCUUGGAUUAAUCCUGCUGCUAUGAGAAACUGAAAAAUCAAGAAUGUGAUGCACUUUUUACAUUACUAUAUACCAUGCAUUUAUAGGUUGCUUUGUUCUUUCCUGUAGCACAGCCACUAACAAAAGAGAAUGAACUUUUAAAAUUCUCUGUGGGGUCAAAUUAGUAUACAAAUAACUAUCGGCCUAUAAAUGACAAUAAUCUUGGAAAAUAAAAAUUUUGUUAAUAUCACUUUUUGGCCUUAAAAUGUCUUCUACUGCUGAAAAUUUUGUUAAGUCUUAUUUUGUUUCUACUAUUUCCUCUGCUUCAAAAAGAGGAAUUUGGAAGACCUGCUUGGAAGAAGUAAUACCAUUGAUUGUUAAUGGUCUUUUAGAAAGCAGUUGUCAACUAUGGAAACUGGGGGCUUAGUUUUUGUUUGUAUUCAGAGGAGAAAUAAUGCUACCCCCAGCCAAUCAAAUUUAAUUUAGGCAAAUCAACCCUUCCUUGACUAUUCUGCUUCUCUAGUAUAUUUUUUCAAAGAUAAGUGUAGUGGGAAUACUGGUUGAUGAGGAAGAAGUUAUUUCUCAAGCACAUCCAGACUUGAAGGAAAUUGAACACAAUAUGGGGGGGAAAGAAUAUGGGUGAAAGAAUAUGAGAAAGUUGUGGUCCAAAGCUAUUUGGUUAUUUUUUGAUGUUGCCAAUAUUGCAAAGCCAAAUUUUGAUUUGCUUAUAUAAUAUAUUGGCCAGAGAUCUAUUUUUAUAUCAAUGUGCCUUGCAUGUAUAUUAAAAAUUUUUGAAAAGGCCAUGUAGUAAUGCCUGAGAUAGUUGAUGGUUCUUACCACCUCACUAAUUUUUAUGCAGUAUAAAUGCUCAUUCUAUCACCAACUGGUGCUCUCUGUUACAGAUCUUGUCACAAACUGGAACUUUUAUAAACUGGGGAAGUGAUUUAUUUUUUGGAUGUUUCCUUUUUCUUAGUCUGUUAGUGGCUGUUCUGUAGUGGGAAAUAGUAAAGGGAUUCAUCAUUCCUUUUCCUCCUCCUUCAGCCCCAUCUUCAAGUAUGUGACAAAACCAUUCUUUGUGUGCUUUGAAAAGUUUUAGCUUGUUGUCUUUAGUGUUAUUUUUUAUAAAGUGUUAUAAAAAGCAUUGUUUGCAAAAUCUAGGGAGGUAACAGUCUAAUUUGGAAUGAAUUCUGUGAGCUAUGAUCCAAGUUAUUGGCUCUUUCCAACUUAAUUUUUUUCAUUGUUAAAGCACCUUGCUCAGAAAAUUUUUAAUAUGUCUGCAACAAUUGUCUCAAAAUAAUGGACUGUGCAAUUCUUGUCAUUAAAAAAAAAAAAAAUCUGAACUCUCCCUAA
Molecule: messenger RNA, 8925 nt
Organism: Sorex araneus (European shrew)
Lineage: Eukaryota; Metazoa; Chordata; Mammalia; Eulipotyphla; Soricidae
Gene: NUFIP2
Product: nuclear FMR1 interacting protein 2
Exons: 4
Coding region: 273-2360 (695 amino acids)
Cellular component (GO): nucleoplasm; cytoplasmic stress granule
Molecular function (GO): RNA binding
Source: RefSeq, a predicted model, not a curated record